AUGUUUUUUGUGGAAAUCGGUUUAUAGUCCAGGUUAUCAAUAUGAUUAUGCAGAUAGAGAGCUGCUUGAUGAUGAUGAUGAUGAUGAGGAGGAGGAGGAGGAGGAGGAAGAGGAGGAGGAGGGAGAGGAGGAGGAGGACGAGGAGGACGAGGGAGAGGAGGAGAAGGAGGAGGAGGAUGACGGCGACGACGAUGAGGAUGGUGGUGAUGAUGAUGAUGAUGAUGAUGAUGAUGAUGAUGAUGAUGAUGAUGAUGAUGAUGAUGAUGAUGAUGAUGAUGAUGAUGAUGAUGAUGAUGAUGAUGAUGAUGAUGAUGAUGAUGAUGAGGAUGAUGAUGACGAUGCUGACAGUUCGACCGUUGCAAACAACGAUGCCCACCAUCUACUCAAUGGUGUGAGCGUAGUCCCUACGAAUUGGGAAAAAAUUAGUUUAUGGCGGGGGGGGCAGACUCACACAACAUUUAUCGCGCCCUCUCCUUCCUCGCCCGCCUUGUUCCGAUGCAAGACAAUACUAAGACCACACGACGUAGACGCAAAUCCAAUGCUCGCAAAACUCCAACAGUCCAUCUACAUUUGCCACACGUGACCUCGUCCCCACUACGUGUACCAGGCGACUGUAUGAUUGGAUCGGACCUCACGUCAGCCGGAGGGUCAUAAACGCCACAGUUAGGAGGCCCUAAAGUCUAAAUCUCAAUCCCGAGAAGGGCAGAGUCAUCCCGUCAGUUGGCAACCUUCCAACACACGACUUCUAGCUCAUCAUGGUAAACUUAUACGCACUAGAUUUACUGCGGUGACUGGUCCGCCGAUGUACUGUGAGGAUAGAUUCUCCAGUGUCAAAUCGCUGGUAGUAAAAUUGUGCGCAGUAGCAGUUAUUAUGUUUGCGGACACGGGACGUUCCAUGGCUGUAUUAGACAAGACAGACUCCUUCCAAAAACAAAAGAUUCACUAGAGGAUCGCUAGUUCUAUCUCCCAGAAGCAACACAAGCAGUAAAGACACUGGCAUGCGAACCCAGUACGAAGUUGUGAUACUGGAGAAUCUAGGUGCAAUAACGCUGGUCAACGGACGUAAGGCGCAGCUUCGGUCCGAUUCUAUGACGUCCCAAUGUGCACAGAGGGGACGCUCCUCCCUGGCCCAGUGUAUCAAUUUACGGACUGACAAAGUGGCCGUUUCGACGUCUUAAAUUUCUGACGGCUGAUUCGGAUAUCACAGUCAGCUCUUCAACACAGAUCCUAGCGAAAAUUAAAGGGGUAAGUCUUUUGCCAAACGAGGUCAUGGUGUCUUUUGUUUUCACAUCACCUUUACUUCUAUUCCCCCAGAAUACGGCGGUCGAGACCAUCGAAUCGCUCCUGCAAAGUAAAUACGAUGAAACGGAGAAUCGCCUAAGACACGUUCAAUGCCUCCGGCUCCUGGAGUUCUGUCUGAAGACGUACUUUACGUUCGACGUAACAAUCUACGAGCAGGUGAAAGGCACGCCCACUGGCUCGCCAAUUUCGGGACUCAUAGCCGAGGUGGUCCUGCGAAAGUUAGAUUUUCUGGUCGUUUGGCAUCACAGACCGAAAUUCUUGGCUUUGUAUGCGGACAACACCUUUGUCGUCAUCUUUUAA
This is a messenger RNA of Spirometra erinaceieuropaei, 1602 nucleotides long. NCBI's taxonomy places the organism in Eukaryota, Metazoa, Platyhelminthes, Cestoda, Diphyllobothriidea, Diphyllobothriidae. The record is from the annotation of a GenBank genome assembly.